UGUCCAAGAGGUAUGAAGACAGUAAGUUGAGCACCUGCUGAGCAUAACGCUGCAAAAGUAAGAAUCUACGAGACAAACUGGUGAGUAGCCGUCGAGAUGAAGACCUCACUCGUCACCAUCACUGUCCUGGUGCUGGCUCUGGGCUGGAAUUCUGAGGCUGUGGAAGUUGAAGAAAAUGGACUGGUUUUCUCCCUGGAGGCCGUUAAGAGACUCCAGGAGCUGACUGAGAGCAGGGGGGUGAUGGGACAACAAAGCCCCCGACUCAGGGCCAACUCCAUGUCUCUGUGUGCCGACCCAAUGCUGCCCCAGGAGUUUCUGCCACUCUGUAAGCAAAGAGGAGCAGCCGCCUCUCUGUCCAGACUUGCUAUGGUUCCCCUGGACGUGUGUGAGAUCUGUGCAUUCGCUGCCUGCACGGGCUGUUAAACAAACACACCACAACCGCAAACAACUCGCCAAGCUUUAGAAUCAUGAUCCCUAGAACGUCCAAACAAUAACAAAAAAAGGGAGGAUAUCUCUUCCUACAUUGACUAGUUUUUGCCCCUGACAACUAUGAUUCCGAUUAUGGUCCACUGUAACAAUUGUUUUGUUUGUUUGUUUUUUAUCAUUUUAAUUAUUUGUGCAAACUGUUACUUUGUACUGUGGCAUUGAAUGUAUUUAAAUGUAUCUGCUAAUAGAUUUCUCUUGUUACACUCAGCUGGAAAAUAUUAAAGUCCUUGCAAUUAUAUCGUUACUACCUACUUUAUUUCCAUUGCUUUGAAUUAAACAAAACCUGCACUUAUACUA
Cynoglossus semilaevis (tongue sole) is the source of this 783-nucleotide messenger RNA. Its product is annotated as guanylate cyclase activator 2B-like. The transcript has 3 exons. Gene Ontology annotation, cellular component: extracellular region. The record is from RefSeq and is a predicted model, not a curated record. Lineage: Eukaryota; Metazoa; Chordata; Actinopteri; Pleuronectiformes; Cynoglossidae. Gene Ontology annotation, molecular function: guanylate cyclase activator activity. The coding region runs from base 97 to 423 and encodes 108 amino acids.